This is a messenger RNA of Colletotrichum higginsianum IMI 349063, 603 nucleotides long. RefSeq names its product Duf652 domain-containing protein. The transcript is spliced from 5 exons. Bases 1 to 603 code for a protein of 200 amino acids. Gene Ontology annotation, cellular component: small-subunit processome; nucleolus. The record is from RefSeq and is a predicted model, not a curated record. Lineage: Eukaryota; Fungi; Ascomycota; Sordariomycetes; Glomerellales; Glomerellaceae.
AUGGGUGUCCAGAAAAAGACCAGAAAGUUUGCCGAAGUCAAGCGAGUUAUUGGCAAGAACGAUGUCCGACGCAAGGAGAACUUGAAGAAGGCCGAAGAGGCCGUCGAAAAGGCCAAGCGUGAGCGCGCCGGUCCCGACGGAAACGAGAGGAUUCGUGAAGUUCCUCAAAUGCCAUCAUCUUUCUUCUUCCAGGCCAACAGCGCCCUCGUCCCUCCGUACAGUGUCAUCGUGGACACUUCAUUCUGGAGUAGGACUAUUCAAAUGAAACUGGAACCUCUCGAGACCAUGAUGGACUGUCUCUAUGCAACAUGCCAACCCAUCGUUACCGACUGCGUCAUGGCUGAGUUGGAGAAGUUGGGACCCAAAUUCCGCCUCCCGCUGAGAAUAGCCAAGGACGAAAGAUGGGAACGUCACAAGUGCACUCACAAGGGUGUAUACGCCGAUGACUGCAUUGUAUCGAAAGUAUCGAAAGACCGAGUCUACAUUGUCGCGACCAACGACGCCGGCCUCGUUUCCCGCCUUCGUCGGAUUCCAGGUGUUCCUAUCAUGAAGUGUGCCCGUGGAAAGUACGUUAUCGAGAGACUUCCCGACGCCCCGGUAUAA